CCCCCUCAGACCACCUCACCCAGCUCGUCAUCGACGAACUCGUACCAAAAAGUCUCAAAAUCACCCUUGGUUCCAUCCCCAAGAAAAACAUCUAUGGCACCUACAUGGGCUUCGAUGCAGGGACGAUCCAGUAUGACCUGAGUAUCGAAUGGACCACAGCUAAAACCUUUCCCCGCGACAUGGCUGCUCAGCUGAUGACUGCACUCUGCUGGCGGCUGCCGCUACAGAACGUCCAGCGACUAUGUAUCAAAGGUCGAUACAGCGUUUCGCCUCUCAGAUGGUUCAGCACGUUCCGCCACUUGAAGGACGUCACGACUGUCAUAGCUGCCGGCGAUGUCAUCUACGGAUUCAUUAACGCGUUACCCGUGUUGAAAGACGUCACAGAGAACACGGAGUCUGAUGAGGAAUCAGAAUCAGAAGCAGUCGAGGAAACGGCAGAGGAAGGAAACAAGAAAAAGGUAGAGGACACGGUUGAGGACACGGUUGAGAAGACAGGAGAAGACACGGGGGAAAAGACGGAAGAGGACACGGUAAAGAAGACGGGAGAGGAGACGGGAGAGGACGCGGUAAAGAAGACGGUUGAGGAGACGAUAGAGGAUGAAUCCAAAGAGUCGUCAAAUACCGAAAAGGUCACCGAACCCGAUGCCCAUCACGAUACUGAAACGAUCAAGGACAAAGGCAAGGGAAAGGAAGUCGAGAGGGAAACCGACGUUGCACCGCCCCCGAAAAUGAAGCUGUUCCCCAAGCUCUCGGAUUUGUCUCUCGACUACGCCCAAUUAGACAAGGCUACUGGCCGCCCAUACAUUGAGACGCUGAAAAGUGCCCUUGAGAUACGUACCGACAUCUCACAGUCACCGUUUGCAUUGGCCUUCCGGGCCUGUGCUGUGUCGAAACGAUCUCUCCAUCUGUUGAACGACAUCGAGCUCGUAGAGGUCGAGAACAACGUAGCGGACCUAUUUUCGCCCGAGGGUAUGUUCGGCGAGGAAAAGUGGGCGCUUGGCCCCAGUGAGGAGCCGGAGUCUUAUGAUGACGUGGACGGCGAUCUUUUGCGGCCAGAAGAAGAGGAAGAAGCAAGAAAAGGAGAAGACAAAGAAGGUUCAGAAGGAGCACAACAAGAAUCUUGAUUUGAUCUUGACAAGCUUUAUCCUGUAUCAGAAUGUCCAUCGUACCUUGGUUCGAGCUCGGGCAGGCUCGAGCAAAAUUGCUGGGUGGUUAUGUACUGACGAGUAGAACAAGGUGUAACUUACCAUUUUCAUUUGAAUUAAAGACCACAUCGCCGACU
Heterobasidion irregulare TC 32-1 is the source of this 1282-nucleotide messenger RNA. RefSeq lists its product as uncharacterized. The transcript has a single exon. Lineage: Eukaryota; Fungi; Basidiomycota; Agaricomycetes; Russulales; Bondarzewiaceae. The record is from RefSeq and is a predicted model, not a curated record. The coding region runs from base 105 to 1124 and encodes 339 amino acids.